AUGUUCCUUCCAUCUGGUUCAUUCCUCUCUGAGGCUGUGCGUGGACAGGCGACGCUGGCGAAUUCUGUUUUUGCUGACUCGCUUCACGAUGACGACGACAUUGCUAAGGCCACGCCGCCCUGGUUGUCUCCUCCUGCAAAUACGAGGCGCCGAGCGCCAGGGUCGCCACGGAGAAGGUUUUCGCCUCAUUUCCAGACAGAGGCGAUUCACAUUGCCCCUCAGUCGGUCGUAGAGCAUCCAUCCCGUAAACUGUCCACUAGCAAGUCGAUACAGCCUUCUCGUAGCAACAGCAGUCUGCAUAGUAAAGAUCGAAGCGCUUCUCCUCGGGGGCAAGGGCGUGCGAGCAUGCUUUCUCCCCAGAUUUCCAGAGAAUGGAUCUCAUCUUCGCGCCCUAAGAAACUAUCGUCUGAAGUUGGCACGCCUUCAGGGCGGGGCAGAGAAAACAAAGAGGGCACGCUGGCCGCAGGGGGGAACAAGGACUUAAAAUCGAUUGGAUCACGAUCCGCAGGGGGGAGCAAGGACUUAAAGUCGUUUGGAUCGCGGUCCGCAGGGGGGAGCAAGGACUUAAAGUCGUUUGGAUCGCGAUCCGCAGGGGGGAGCAAGGACUUAAAGUCGUUUGGAUCGCGAUCCGCAGGGGGGAGCAAGGACUUAAAGUCGUUUGGAUCGCGAUCCGCAGGGACUGCUGGGGGAAAAGCUUCGCCCCGCCCGACGUCACCAGGGCCAUCACUAGCAGAGCAGAAGACUCCGGCAGGAGGGAAGGACGGCAAACGGCGGCCCGCCAGAACCAAGAGCGCUUUGAAUUCGAAGGCCGGUCCGCAGAAGAAACACGACCAAAUGCAGUUGACUACGUUUCGGGGGUUAUACGGCUCCAAGUUGUCGAUCUCUUCGGCAGCAAGCGAUCCCGAAAGCGUCCUGUCUCCGCGUAACGGGGGCUCUGUCCACGCCCGUUCUGACGACGAAGGCUCGCCUACAGCGGAAGAUGCCUCCCCGCUGGCUAACUCUGUCCAGUUCCGGUCCUUCUCGGCGUCACAGACGGCCCAGGAGACCUACGACCAAGCUUGGUGGCUCGCGCAGAAUGAGCAGGAACGCGAACUCGAGGGGCGGGUUCUACCUGUUCUGUCCAUUCCUACUCCGAAGGUUCCUGCGCCCAAGAAACGGCGCGAGAGCAAGUCGCUGCGGACCAGCGGCCUCAAACAAUCCGACGCAGAUACCCCAGAUGCGAAAUCCGGAGCUCUGCUGCCUUGGGAGCGGUCCCAGGCCAUAGCAGCACGAGAUACACUCGCACAUCUGGAAAAACGUUCUCGCUCCGAGGUCCCCUUGGUCUGUGACGUUUUCACACCUGCAGACGAGGGCAUGUACCUUGGCAUGUGGGACGCAUACAGUCACCCCGAGUGUCCGGAGACUGUUCAGCCUCGGCAAGCUCCUGCAGACCUCUUUCUCCCUCCUCUCCACGAAGAUCUCGAGUGCGGCGAAUUUCGUCCGGCGCGAGACCUCCGCGCAGAAGUCGAUCCUACACGAUGCCGCGUCUUUGGACCGGGCGUCGAGCAAGCAGAGGCUGGCCGUAUGGCGACGUUCACAAUUCAAGCGGUCGCGAGCGACGGGACGUUCAUUAGAUGCGGUACAGCCGUUUUCACGGUGUACGUGGAGCAGAUAAAGCCCCCUGCAGCUGACCGCGCGCGGGAAAGGGUGAAACGGCUAGGUGACGAUGACGGCCCGGAGGAGGACUACGACUCUGAUGCGGAGCGGAGAAACCAAUAUCUUCCGCCAGCCCAGAGAUCUGUGCACCGCCGAAAAAAAGACACGCAAGACGGCCACGUAUUUGAUAGUGGAGAUGGAACCUACACGGUAGACUACUGCCUCACCGUGGCGACGCCGCACGCCAUUUACAUUUACCUAAAUGACCGGAUUCCUGUUGCAGGCUCGCCAUACCAAGUAAAUGUCGCACCGGGAACCACAACAGCGGACAGCUGCGAGGCAUACGGCGACGGAACGCAAGUUUUCGCUCUGGGAGGCGGGAUCAACGAGAUUAUGAUUCAGGCGAAAGAUGCUCACGGCAACGACGUGACAACAGGAGGUGAGAAGUUCACCGUGGUGGGCCUGGGGGCGGCGAAGAUCGUCGAAACAACGGACAUGCAUGACGGAAAGUAUUGGGUCAAGUACUUCGUGUCUCAGGGGGCCGAGCGGAACUUCGUUGAAAUCAGCAUCUCUUAUCACGGCCGCCCGAUCAAAGGCUCGCCCUUCCGUCCUCGCCCGGCGGGGCCUGUUGAAGACGAGACGCCUCCUGAGCGGCUGUUUGAGUUGGUCAACGUCGUGAACCCAACCGACAGUUUGAUACGCCUCGCCGCGACGUUCGAGCGCAGGUGGAGCAAGGCCGCGAAUCCGCCUCCGAUCUGUCCCUACCCGCGUUUCCCCUCCGUCGAGGAGGCGGAGGAGAUCCUGGAGAGGGCGAAGCUGGACUACGACGCAGACAUUGUUGACACGUCUGGCGAGCAUCUCAGAGAGACGACGGAAAUGCUCCUGCGGUACUCCAAGACCCUGCUGGGUCGCGACAACACCAUGCAAGCGGUCCUCAAGAACUUGAAAGUUCACGGCGACGUCGGCAGUCUGCACAACCUCGUCGAGAAGGCGAAUCGCGAACAACUCAACCAAUACAUUGACUCGGUCGCCAAACUCCAAGCAGAUAUGGAUGUGACUUACAAGUCGAUUCAGCACGGCGUCGCGGACUACCUGCCCGUCGCGUUUGAACUUGACGAUCCUGAAGAAAUUCGCGCACUCCACAAGGAACGACGUCAACACCUUGUGGAAAUCCACAAAGCGCUGGAGAAGAAAGAGCAAGAACUGCGAGCCCGAGAGUCGCGCUUCAAGACGGAGAGGCUCAAAUACGUCUCUGCCAUUGCCACCGAGAUCGAACAGCGCAGAGAGGCCGCCAGAAUGGAGAAGGCAGCGCUCAAGGAAAACACUGAAUACAUCCUGCGUCUAACGCAACUUAGCCUCAAGAAACACCUUCGUCGCGAAAUGCUCUCCGCUUGCGAGCGGGAGCCUGUGGAAGCGUUCAAGUCGAGAUUUUGGCAACGAGAUUUCAGCCGCAUGCUGAUCGAAACGCCCGCACUGUCGAAAAAGAAACCCGACGUGGCAAAAAUGCAGACUGAGAAGGAGCUUGAGCCGGUGUACGAGACGGAGCAGCUUCCCGCUGUCAAGCCUGACGAUCCCACGCGGCCUGCAACUUGGUUCCACAACGGUGAAUUUCUCUCCUUCACACCUACGGAGUUCGGCGUACCGAAAAUCGUCGAAAGCGCACGAGCCAGAGGCAUUCGCGCGAGCCGAAUACUCGCAGGAGGGAACGCGACGUACGUCUCUUCGACUUCGACUUGCCUGAUGCCGCCUUCCUCGCCUCCCGAGCCCGCCACGCCUAAAGCGAGGCCUGCAAAGCCUUCGCCGCAACGCGCACCAUACGCGCGGACCAAAGAGCAGGCCGAAAAGAAAGCAGGCAGGGAGCUGCAAGUGCGCUUUGACGACCCGAGACUCCCAGGGUUCUUUCCUGGCGAUAUCCCACGAGAAGUUUUCAUACCCGGACCGGGAGCGCCCCUCCCUCCGCCGCCCGCGAGAUACCUGUGA
Molecule: messenger RNA, 3615 nt
Organism: Besnoitia besnoiti
Lineage: Eukaryota; Apicomplexa; Conoidasida; Eucoccidiorida; Sarcocystidae
Product: filamin repeat-containing protein
Exons: 20
Coding region: 1-3615 (1204 amino acids)
Biological process (GO): actin cytoskeleton organization
Molecular function (GO): actin filament binding
Source: RefSeq, a predicted model, not a curated record